AGCGUUUGAGAUUAGAAAGGACUCCACACCUUGGAAAGCCGAGGAGACAUGAGAAUCAUUUUAAAUGCAAAUUAAAUUGAGGGGGUAGCAGAGAAGAACACAUAAAAGACAGUAAAACAAAACCUUUCAAUUUUCUUAAAUUAGCAGUCUAAGUGUUCUAAAGAGCAGCUCCACUCAGAUCUCUUCUUAGGGGCUGCAUUUCAUCACAGUAUAAAAUGGGCAAAUCCAUCACUUUGCUCCACUCAGUGCUCUUGAAUCGAGAUGGAAGGGAAAAUUAGAAGCUAUACAAUUGGACUUGCAGGCUCAGAAGCGUUCCACAUCUUCAUCUGAUGCCGUGGGUGUCCUGUUGAAAGGGGUCAACGAGUGCUGGCAUCCAAGGGAACAUUUUCUCUUGAAACUCUGUGUUCGAAACAUCAAAGAUGGAUUAUCCCAAAAUGGAUUAUUUUUUGGACGUCGAGUCUGCUCACAGACUCUUGGAUGUUGAGUCGGCUCAAAGAUUCUUCUACAGCCAAGGAGCUCAAGCUCGCCGGGCGACCCUGCUCCUGCCUCCCACAUUAAUGGCGGCAACCUCGGAGGACGAUAUAGACCGGCGGCCCAUCCGAAGAGUCCGCUCCAAGAGCGACACACCGUACCUCGCCGAGGCCAGGAUCUCUUUCAACCGGCGGGUGUGA
Tupaia belangeri chinensis (Chinese tree shrew) is the source of this 671-nucleotide messenger RNA. Its product is annotated as phosphatase and actin regulator 1-like. The record is from RefSeq and is a predicted model, not a curated record. The transcript is spliced from 3 exons. Lineage: Eukaryota; Metazoa; Chordata; Mammalia; Scandentia; Tupaiidae. Bases 420 to 671 code for a protein of 83 amino acids.